Molecule: messenger RNA, 738 nt
Organism: Cordyceps militaris CM01
Lineage: Eukaryota; Fungi; Ascomycota; Sordariomycetes; Hypocreales; Cordycipitaceae
Product: ThiJ/PfpI
Exons: 3
Coding region: 1-738 (245 amino acids)
Source: RefSeq, a predicted model, not a curated record
AUGUAUAACUUUGGCUGCUCCCAGUACAAGCUGCAAAGCAAUCCGCCUCGCAACUUUGGCGUCGUCAUGUACAACUCGUUCGACCUGCUCGAUAUUUCCGGCUCCGUCGAGCCCCUGUUCCUCCUCUCCUCGCAGCAGCGGCUCAACCUCAGCCUCAUCGCGGAGACGCUCGAGCCCGUGCACAUGCGCCCGGCGCCGGGCGAGAGCUACACGGCGGGCUCCCACUUCCAGCUGUCCAUCAACCCGACGCACACGUUCGCCGACCCGCCGCCCGACAUUGACGUGCUCUUCGUGCCCGGCGGCGGCGGCGAGCGGUUCGGCGACAACUCGGCCGCCGUCGACUUUGUGCGCCGCACGUACCCCAAGGUCCGCUACCUCAUCACCGUGUGCACCGGCGCCGGCGUGGCCGCCCAGGCCGGCGUGCUCGACGGCAAACGCGCCACGACCAACAAGUGGGCGUGGAAGGACGUCGUCUCCAACGGGAACAAUGUGCAGUGGACGUCGCCGGCGCGCUGGGUCGUCGACGGCAACAUCUGGACCGCGUCGGGGGUCGUGUCCGGCAUUGAUGUCAUUUUUGAGUUCAUGGAGACGUUUUAUGGCGAGGAGAUUGUGCGUCUCAUCCAAAACGCAACCGAGCAUAAGCGCACGUAUGACCCGUGCGAUGAUCCUUUUGCAGCCUGGAACAAGGUCCCGCCCAGCGGUGACUGCAGACUGACGCCGUACUUACAUCACGAAUAG